This is a messenger RNA of Trypanosoma theileri, 552 nucleotides long. RefSeq names its product putative tyrosine phosphatase. The transcript has a single exon. Gene Ontology annotation, molecular function: phosphatase activity. Bases 1 to 552 code for a protein of 183 amino acids. The record is from RefSeq and is a predicted model, not a curated record. Lineage: Eukaryota; Euglenozoa; Kinetoplastea; Trypanosomatida; Trypanosomatidae.
AUGAAGAUUGUACCGCCCAACUUUGGAUACGUGGAGGAGCGUAUAUAUCGCUGUGGUGCGCCAGAGCCCACCCACUAUGGUUUCUUGGCCUCUCUCAAGCUACGCACUUGCGUGCUGCUGACAGAUACCCAUGAUGAGUGCUUUCUGAGAUGGCUGCGAGAGAACGAUAUCCGAACAGUCUGUCCUCUUUUUGAAGAUUCUAGAUCGAACACUCUUGGUGAUGAUAUGGCCUGCGUGGGUUACCAUAGCGGGAGUAUGACUCUUUCAGAGCCUGUUGUUGUAGGCAUUUUACAUGUGCUGCUCGAUCCUAUUAAUUACCCUUUAUUGCUUACAUGCAGCAUGGGAAGAUACCGCACAGGCAUUGUUUGUGGAUGCCUACGUAAAUUACAAGGCUGGAGCUUGGUUUCUAUUCUAGAAGAGUAUAGACGACAUGCACAGGAUAAAAGCCGAGCAGAUAAUGAGGAGUUUAUUGAACUCUUCGAUAAAGAUUUGGUUAGUCUAGAGCUUCGAGAUGGACGGAAGCCAACUAUCCUCUAUGCUUGCAACGUCUGA